AUGGAUAAAGCUAAACCAAGUGGUUGUCCUUUACCGUAUGGUGAGAAACAAGGAAGUUUUAGAGGCGUUGUAGCGAGUUCUAAUCGUGAUGAUGGAUUUUUCAGUGGUGAGAGCAAUUAUGUGGAUUAUGUAGUGUACACUGGGUUUCGCUACCAAUGUGUGGAGUUUGCCCGACGCUUUCUCCUUCUCACAACUGGAUGUAUAUUUGGUUCUUGUGGACGUGCGAGUGAGAUAUUUAAAAUGACUACUAUAACACACGUAGAGACUGGAGUUACAUAUAAUUUUAACGCUCAUCCAAAUGGGAAAUCUGAACGUCGUCCUGCUCCUGGUGAUAUUAUUGUUUACCCAUAUCAUCGACAACAUAUGCCAUGGGGUCAUGUUGGCGUUAUAUCGUACGUGGGAGAUGAUGGAAAAGUGGGUAUUGCUGAACAGAAUCAUGUUUUUUUCCCUUUUUUCUCUCCAAGCCCUGAUUACCUUGAUGGUGAGUGUUGUGUAUCGCGUUAUAUUCAUCUUGAACAGACCUCUGAUGGAUAUUGGUAUCUGAAGGAGCAAGAAGGAGAAAGUGGUGUGGAUUGUCUUGGAUGGAUGUCCUACCCUGGAGUUCCACAGCGUAAACUUAUUCAUAAACAGAUUUGUCCUAUUCCAGAACAAUUAAGUGUUCGUUCUACACCAGUGGAAAACAUGGAUCAUCCAUCUCUUUGGCAAUUCACACUACCAGAUGAUUCAUGUGCUAUUCGUACUCUCUAUAUAUUUCGUCAAGGCACUGGAGAAGCAUUAAUAGGCGCUACAACAGCUUUUUCACGUAUUAUUCGUGUUACUCUGCAAUUUUUAUUUAAUCGACAUCGUUUGAGUGCUGGGUUUAACGCUCUCCCAACGAAUCCAUUAGGGGCAGACCUUAUGGAAGCACCAAAGACGCUUCUAGAUGUUAUGGAAGCUUCAAUAUUAGAAGGUUGUGAAGGUGAAGCAGAAAUGGAUCGUGCCCUUGCGGCUCACUUUGGUUUUGAUAUUACUGUAAUUGCAGCUAUGCGUCGUGAAUUUAAUCUUGGUGAAGUACAUAUGCUUGCGAAUACAACUUUUUGUCUUAAUUUGGCGGAAGAGUCUACAAUGAAACUUGAUAGUGGUUUUGAGGUUAAUGUUAUGAAGAUUGGAAAUCCACACGAUGAAGGAUGGCUUAUUGAAAAAGUUAAUUUUGGUACCCCUAAAAUUAUUUCUGAACUUGCAGGGCCCCGUGCUUGUCGCGAAACAUAUAAUAAAUUUUUACAUCAAGCAUUAUCACCUGAAGUGAGUGGUUCAAUGAUGUCAGAGUGUCGUGUGGAUUUUUCUCGUUAUGUUAAAGAUGUGGAAGGGGUACGUGGACCGCGUAAUGGAUUUACAAUUGUAAAAAAUUCACAUCAUUCUAAUGAUACUGUAGAUAAUAUUAUAAGUAUUAUUAUAGAAUACUGUGAAGCUUUUAAGUAUCCUACACUUAUAGUGGAUGAAUCACAACUUUUAUAUGAAUCUAAGCAUUCUAAACUUUAUGCAUCUCUGGAGGCUGGAAAGAAAUUACAGAUUGACUUUUGUUUUUGUAUUACAGAGUGGUCGGAUAUAAUUGCGGCAUCCCAUUCAGGUACAAAAACUGAAGGAAAAUAUGAGGGACUUUCUGCACUUCGUCAAGCAGCCCUUGAUCCACACUCGGAUGUGGUAUUUGCAAAACCUCUUUGGUCACUACUUUGCAGCGGUAAAAUUCGUCCAACAGCAAAAUCACUGAAUAGCACUAGCAGCAAAUUCUUUGAUAUCAGUCGCCGCCUAUAUGAGUACGCAUCACCUAAACAACCACCAGAUAUGUGGGAACGUGAUGUUCAUGAGUUUAAGGACUCCUGCCGCCGCUGUCACUUAUCGCUUCCCCUUUCAGAGGGAGUCACAUCACGUAGCGCCAGAGGAGAAACAGUUCUUGUGAACUUCGCUGUCAGCUGUUGUACAGGUCGCGAUCCAGAUGGUAACAUUGCUGGACUCAUGUAUGCGUUUUAUUAG
Messenger RNA from Trypanosoma theileri, 2010 nucleotides. RefSeq names its product putative trypanothione synthetase. The record is from RefSeq and is a predicted model, not a curated record. Gene Ontology annotation, cellular component: cytoplasm. The transcript has a single exon. NCBI's taxonomy places the organism in Eukaryota, Euglenozoa, Kinetoplastea, Trypanosomatida, Trypanosomatidae. Bases 1 to 2010 code for a protein of 669 amino acids. Gene Ontology annotation, molecular function: ligase activity.